UCCGCAUUAGCGAGGUCACGCGAUAUUUAUAGUAGGGACGAUCAACAUGGCCGAAAUGAGUCAGUACUUCCGUGUUCCGCUGAUAUGUGUUUUUGUGGUAUUUAGUGCAUUUUACAAAUCGAGUGACAGCGUACAGUUUCCCCCAGUGGUCGUUGACAGUACAGGUGCGGAGCCACGAGGUCAUUUGCGGCCGUUUGGUCACCAAAGAGAACCAGAUGCAAAGAUUGUGGAGUACGAACGUGGAAUACAUCCCAAAGACUUCUGGGAAAACCAUGUAAGCAAAAGUCGCCCUCUGGUGUUCAGAGGUGGAGCAAUAGGGUCUCUGGGCGUGAAACUGUGGAGCGACGAAUAUCUUAAUAGAACGUAUGGCGACUUAGAUGUGAUAAUUGAGCGGAAAGUUGAGAGGCGCCCUCAAAUCAAGAUGCGAAUGACAUUCUCUAAAUUUCUCGAAAAUUACGAAGAAAGAAGCUGGUACGUGGUUUCAUUGUUACCUGACGAAAUGCGACAUGAAGUCGAGGCACAACAGUGUUUGAUGUGCGGAAAUUUUCAAAAAAAUCUUCAGGAAUUAAAUUUUUGGAUGAGUAGCGGCGGCACUGCGUCUAUCAUUCAUUUCGACGCAGACCAUAAUAUUCACUGCUUGCUAGCCGGCAGAAAAGACUUCAUAAUGAUCGACCCUGUUUAUAACGAGUACCUAAAUUUGUACAAGCCAGAAGAAGCAGGCUCAGCGUACACGUCAAUCAACGUAGAUGCCGUUGACAUGGUAAAAUUUCCUGAAAUACGGAAAGUUCAAUGGACCUGGACAACUCUCCUCCCAGGUGACUGCAUCUUUAUCCCUGGCAAGUACGUGCACCAAGUGAGAUCGUAUGGACGUAGCAUCUCGACGACGACGCUGUUUACAACUCACGGUGUGUACAACGAUACAGAUUGUGAAGGAUUCUCCCCCAAAUAUGCAACCAUGGCCGACAUGGACAUAUUCUGGACUUAUCACAAAGGACAAAAGACGGUGGAUAUUGGCUAUGGUGACGUCAUCCUGUUUCGGCAAGAAUUAUUGGAGAGAGCCGUAGGCAUUUCAAAACACUCAGAAUUCUUUGAAAAUAUCUAUGAGAGUUUUGCUGACGGUUUUGAUGAAAUCGCUUCAAGGGAUGAACUGUGGAAUAUUUUAGAUAAACAUAAAAGAGGUUUUCUGACUGAGAAAGAUAUACUAGAUUUGGAUGACGAAUCUCUCAAGACGUUUUUUCGUAAAGCAGUCCCACCCGCUGGCCCGCUACAAGAAUUCAUAAUCAGCGACGAGAUCCACGAAAAAUAUUUGCAAGAAAAUGACGUCGAGAGUGGAAUUCUUGAACUUAAAGAGGAAGCAAAGAAGAGAGAAAAGAGUAAGCUGAAGAUGCAGACAGUGAGCGACGAUGAUUCUAAAGAUGAACUUUGA
Messenger RNA from Saccoglossus kowalevskii, 1426 nucleotides. Its product is annotated as tRNA wybutosine-synthesizing protein 5-like. Lineage: Eukaryota; Metazoa; Hemichordata; Enteropneusta; Harrimaniidae. The record is from RefSeq and is a predicted model, not a curated record.